Messenger RNA from Thrips palmi, 2515 nucleotides. RefSeq lists its product as uncharacterized. The transcript has 6 exons. The record is from RefSeq and is a predicted model, not a curated record. The coding region runs from base 375 to 1709 and encodes 444 amino acids. NCBI's taxonomy places the organism in Eukaryota, Metazoa, Arthropoda, Insecta, Thysanoptera, Thripidae.
CUUCUGCUGUCUCGACCGCCGAUUGUCGGAUCGGCACGCCUGCGGCACGCCAAUCCUAGUCCAGUCUCCAAGUCCGUCUUGGUCCGUCCGCGACGCGACCACGCGACCGCGGACGCGCGUGCCGGACUCGCUCCGACCGCCCAGACCGACAGUGCCGUGUCGCGUCCGCGAGUCCGCGACUAGUCAGUGACGUCACUCCAGCCGAUGCAGCCGGCGAUGCGGCCGAUGCGGCAGCAUGCAGCAGCAUCCCUGACCCGGCCGACGCCGGCCGACGCGCGCCUCCCCGCGGCCUAGUCCUAGUGUCCUAGUCCUACAGUGCAUGCGGCUGCAUACGGAGCUGUAAUUACCCGACAGCCAGCCGCCGCGCGUGCAAGAUGUGGCGCGCCGUGCUGGCCCUGCUGGCCGUGCUGUGCGCGCACGCCAUCGUGCCGGCCGACGCCUUCCUCGUCAAGACGGCGCUCCUCAGGGACCUGGGCCGCCGCGCGCGCCCCGCCAGGUCUUCCGCCGGUGGAUGCCCCUUUUCCGGCAACGCGCUGCCCCGGGACAAGCUGGUGCCGGAGAGCCUGCGCGACAUCGUGCAGGGCGUGGCCUUCCCAGGCGACAGCGGCGUGGCCCCGGACGUGCCGCCGGCCUGGCUGGACCGGCAGAAGUUCGAGCGCGGCCAGGCCUUCUCCAGGAAGAACUUCUUCAGCCUGGCGUACGCCGAGAGCCUGUCGCUGCUCAUCAACUUCCUGUUCCCCGGCGAGCUGCAGCCCCUCAUCUUCACGCGCCGCUCCUCCACCGUGUACGACUCGUACAAGCGCUACUUCGACACGGUGGCGCGCGUCAAGUCGUGGUACGAGAGCGACCCCUGGACGCCCAACACGACGGCCUACAACAACAUCGCCACGGUGCGCGGCUACCACCUGGACGCGUCGCGGCGCAUGCGCCAGGCCAGCCCGGACGCGCUGCGCCUCAACACCACCUUCGGCCCGCACUCCGACCCGCCGCACAUCUGGAGCGGCGCCACGGUGGAGCGCAUGUGCGAAGACGCGCGCGAGGGCGCGUGCCCCAGCGACGCCGUGGACGCCGUGCUCAAGGACCGCGACGUGACCAAGCGGGUGCACCUGAACCAGUUCGACAUGUCGCUGACGCAGUUCGCCUUCUCGGGGCUCAUCGCCACGUUCCCCGAGCGCUUCGGGCUGCACGGCAACCUGGAGCGCGAGCUGGACGCCUUCUGCCACGUGUGGGCCGCGCUGGGCUACGCGCUGGGCAUCCAGGACAAGUACAACUUCAACCUGGGCGGGCUGGCGCUGACGCGGCGCCGCACCCGCGACGUGCUGGAGCACUUCGCCAAGCCGCGGCUGCGGACGGUGAACCGCGACUGGGAGCACAUGACGCGCGUGCUGUUCGAGGGCCUGUCGCUCUACAACCCGGGCGUGUCCUACGAGGCCAGCGUGCUGUACAUGAUGGACCUACUUGGCGUGGCCGCGCCGCGCCUCACAGCCUCCCUGACGCCGACCCAGCGCCUGGUGCACAGCAGCAUCGGGGUGUUCAUGGAGGGCGCCAUGCGCGUGCCCAGCAUCCGCACCUGGGCCAACCAGGAGGUGGCCAACAACCUGCGCAAGGCGGGCCGCAACGCCGACUCCCAGCGCUACAAGGAGUCCAUCGAGAAGAGGUCGUACCGCUACCAGUUCCUGCCAACGCCCAGCCGCUACCAGUGUGCCUGACGUGCCCGAGCAGCGUCGCCUUCCUUUUCCGAACCCCUGGCUGUGUUGCUGUGCGGCGGUGCCCUCUUCAGUGAGAAACAGAGACCUCGUUGAGAGGCAGGGGGCGCCGAAGCGUUACUAGCACCGACAUUGUAAAUAGACCUCGUGUCGCAAACGACAAAGUAUUACUUUAGGUUAAGUUCAUGUGGAGUUUAGGCGAACGAUCUCAGUGAGUUAUGCUUCCGCAGACCGUAAAAAAAUAAUUUUGCUUGCCUCGACCGGGAUUGGAACCCGGGACCGGACGGCGCGCCCUUGUUAACGCUCUGGGGCCUCGCGGCUUCACGGUACUUCCCUGCACGAUAAGGAACGGAAUGGCGGAGGAGGCGGUGCACAGCGAGUAAGCAACACGUAACGCAUCGAAAUGCUGCAUUUUAGAAGCGACCAAAGUCCGCCAGUUUGAUGGUGGUUUGCUCUCGGGUUUUGGCUGUGCGAUGUGCUGUCUUCGCUGUGCUGUUCUGCGGCCAUUUCCGUCAUAAUUUAUUAAAACUUUUGUUGAUUGUUGUCUUACUGCUGUUAGCCUAGUUAUAACCGUAAGAUUUGUGAAUAAUGUAAAUGAGUGAAUGUGCGCCUGGAUUAGCUUCUGUACUUUGUUUUAAUUUAUUGAAGCUUCGGUACUUGUUUUUUUUUUUGUUGUUGUUGUAUUGUUUGUGAAUGCGCACUUCUCGGCACUUUAUUUAUCCGCCAUGGAUAUUGUGAUACAAGACGAAUUGUUGCCAUUUUGUCCUUUGUGUGACCCUGUUUGCUGAAUAAGACACGUUUGACGCAUU